CGCUAAGAUUCGCCCGCGAUUCCAUAUCUACCUCCGCUUCACUCCGCUUUCGAAGCUUCGACAACCCGCCUCGCACCAGACAACAGCCUGGUCGCCGCCGCACCGAGCCUAACAUCGCAGCAGCGCAAAUCUUCCAGCGCUAACUCUCCUCAAGCAUCCUAGAUCUUCACCAUGUCUACUUCCGCACGUCGUCGCCUGAUGCGUGAUUUCAAGCGUAUGCAAAAUGACCCUCCGGCCGGCGUCUCCGCCUCUCCUAUCGCUGACAACGUCAUGACCUGGAACGCUGUCAUUAUUGGUCCCGCCGACACCCCCUUCGAAGAUGGCACGUUCCGUCUCGUUAUGCACUUCGAAGAACAAUAUCCCAACAAGCCCCCGGGCGUGAAGUUCAUCAGCCAGAUGUUCCACCCCAAUGUAUACGGCACGGGCGAACUCUGCCUCGACAUCCUCCAGAACCGCUGGUCUCCGACCUACGACGUGGCUGCUAUUCUCACUAGCAUUCAGAGCCUGCUGAAUGAUCCGAACACUUCCUCUCCCGCCAACGUUGAGGCCUCGAACUUGUACAAGGACAACCGUCGCGAGUACACCAAGCGCGUCCGCGAGACCGUCGAGAAAUCUUGGGACGACUAGAUUCUACUCACCACCUUGCAGCAUCUCUCUUCUUCUCAUGCGCCAUGCAGGCUUGGUGUGCAAAGGAUCCGGCUUGAAUGGUGAAUGGGGUUGCGGUAGCAGGAUAUUUCUCUUGGCUCAUCAUUGGUUCAGCGAGGCGUCUUGGAAUCUGGAGUUCAGCAUCUGUG
Molecule: messenger RNA, 794 nt
Organism: Mytilinidion resinicola
Lineage: Eukaryota; Fungi; Ascomycota; Dothideomycetes; Mytilinidiales; Mytilinidiaceae
Product: ubiquitin-conjugating enzyme family protein
Exons: 4
Coding region: 172-627 (151 amino acids)
Biological process (GO): DNA repair; proteasome-mediated ubiquitin-dependent protein catabolic process; protein polyubiquitination
Cellular component (GO): HULC complex
Molecular function (GO): ubiquitin conjugating enzyme activity
Source: RefSeq, a predicted model, not a curated record